Molecule: messenger RNA, 2901 nt
Organism: Podarcis muralis (Common wall lizard)
Lineage: Eukaryota; Metazoa; Chordata; Lepidosauria; Squamata; Lacertidae
Gene: ANKDD1B
Product: ankyrin repeat and death domain containing 1B
Biological process (GO): signal transduction
Molecular function (GO): protein binding
Source: RefSeq, a predicted model, not a curated record
GGGCGUCGAGGCGCCCUUAGCUGAGAAAGCGCGCUUCUUUUUGUCAGCAGCAGUUCGCGAGGGCUUGUUUUUAGACAAACAAAAAGCGUAAUUUCUACUAAGCGCCAGGAGAGGAUUAGUUUUAUGUUGGUAAAUUCUCUAAACAACUUACAACAGGCAGCAGCAAUUCCUUCCGCGCCUGCAUUGUGCGCUUUUACGCAUCUACGUGGUUGAACGACAUAAAUCAAUUCCAGCUGGAGCGGGAAGGAAUGGUAGCUCCUCCCUCCUUCCCAUUUCAGAAAUUCCCUUCUGUAGGGUAUAAAAAGCAGGAGUCGACUCCUGAAAAGUUUUUCAGUAACAGGGAUCAGUCCUGGAACACCGGAAGAGCAGAGGAAAGGUCAGCAUAUUCUGGGAUGCGUUCCCUCCACCACUUUCCCGCUGAAAAUUGUGCUACCAGACGAAGAAGAAUUUCAGCAUGCUGCUAAAACUAAUAAUCUGGACACAAUGGAAAGACUGUUUAAGAAAAGAAUUAAUAUUAAUGCUGUAAAUAGUCUGAAGCGCACAGCACUCCAUUUUGCUGUUGCAGGAAAUCAUGUAUCUGCAGUAGACUUUCUCCUCCAUCACAAAGCCAGAGUUGAUGUAGCAGAUAAGCAUGGACUUACUGCAAUUCAUCUUGCUGCGUGGUCUGGAAAUCUGGACAUAAUGCUGAUGUUGAUUAAAGCAGGCGCUGAUCAAAAAGCUAAGAACAAGGAGGGAAUGAAUGUCCUGCACUUUGCAGCCCGGAACAAUAAUGUUAGAAUAGUGGAUUAUUUUAUCCAAGAUCUUCACUUGAUGGAUCUUAAUAAGCCUGAUGAGAAAGGUAGGAAGCCAUUCCUUGUUGGAGCUGAAAUGGGCCAUGUAGAAAUGACCAAUGAGUUGAUUUCCCUUAACUUAUCCACAUCAGAAAAGGACAAUGAAGGAAACACUGCAUUGCACCUGGCUGCUAAAAAUGGCCACAGUGAGGUGGUAGAAGUUCUUCUUCAAGAGUGGAAAGAAAUAAACGAGUUAAAUGAGAAUGGUGAAACCCCAUUUUACCUAGCUGUGGAAGGAGGCCAUGAAGGGUGUGCCGAUCUGUUAUUGGAAGCCGGAAGUGACAUCAAUAUUUCCAACAAACACAAUACCAGUGCAUUGCAAAUAGCAACCCAGAAUGGACAUACAGCUUUGGUCACAUUUCUUAUCAAUAAAAAUAUAGAUCUGGGAGUGCAUCCUCAGCAAAAGAGUCCUCCACUCCAUUUGGCUAUCUUAAAAAAUAACCUACCUGUGGUAAAUAGUUUAAUAGAAGCUAACCAUGAUAUAAACUCGCUCGAUCAGAGACAUCAAACACCUUUACACCUGGCAGCAGACCUUGGAAAUGUGGAAGUAAUUGAAAUGCUGCUAAAGGCAGGUUGUGACUUGAAAAUUGUGGACAAGCAAGGAAAAACUGCACUAGCUGUAGCUUCCAGGAGCAAUCAUGCCUUGAUUGUAGAUAUGAUUAUAAAAGCAGAAAGAUAUUACACCUGGAAACAGGAGCAACUUCAAAGUGGUGAUGAUCCGCAAAAUGAUAUUCUGUCUUUUAAACAAGAUCACGGUGUGCAGACCAAACAAAUUCGUUCCUCCCUUUGGAAUCUUGCUUACAACCAGUUAAAAAUGCGUGAGUGGGCAAAACUGGCACAAUUUUGGAAGUUUACAGAUGAGCAAGUCAAAGCUAUUGAAGAACAGUGGACAGGAAAAAAGAGCUACAAGGAACACGGACACAGAAUGCUUCUCAUCUGGUUGCAUGGCAUCCUAAUGGCUGGCCAGAAUCCAGUUAAAUAUUUGUAUGAAGAUCUGGUAAAAGGAGGAUUCAGAGAUCUAGCUGAGAAGAUCAGAGCAGAAAAUAAUGCUGGCACAGAAUCCAAGAAAUGUGCAAUUUCAUGAACUCAUCCACCAAAGAGCUGGAAACUACAUACAUUCUGGAAUUUACAGGUGCCAUUUUUAUUUUUCAAUAGAAGAUGCUUCUUCAAAAGCAGCCAGUUUGUUCCCCAAACUUCUAUUUCAGUGCACUGAAACAUAUUUGUACGACAAAAGGUUUUUGGUUUUUUGGCAAGAGAAUACCAUGUAUUUUUCUUACGGCAAACAAUUCUAUAGUGGACAUGUGAAUUAAAACUUUGCGUUAGAUACUUAACAGAAUCUUGAGACUUAAUGCAAUGAAUUUUAUCUAAACUUCAUAACCUGAAGGUUCUAAUAUGAGGUUACCAUACAGUACACAACUGAUGUUCCUUCAGUAUAAAGUGUUUUUCAGCAUAAUUUUUUCCUUCUAAAGUUUAAAGUUUCCUCCCUCUUAUUUCUGCAUGUAGACCACCUGGAAACCAAAAAAAUAUUUUUCCAGAAUGGUGUGAUGGUACAAAAUUAUACAAAUUGUGUAUUAGGGCUGAAAGAGCUGUACAUACCCAAGCUUUUGCAACCAUCCUUGUCUCAAUGCAACCUCCUGUUCCUUGAAGUGGCAGUCAGCAUUGGGAAGGGAAAUUGGCAGGGCCUCUGCAUGCAGUGCCUUAGGUGUCCACAAAAGCCUCUUUGGAUCCUGGGCCAAGAAUAUCCCAGCCUGCCCAGAGAUCACCUGGAGGAGAACAAUUUCUUGUCCUCCUAGAACUCAGGCAUUUAGUGUCGCCAGUCCAAUUUUGUGAAAUACUCUCAGCUACUAAUUUUCAGGUGUUUCUUGAAAAUGUUUUUAUGGCAAGAGGCCUAUUUAGCUGUCCAACCAUUUUUCUUUCAAGAUGAGACCAUCAUUUUAUUAAUAUUUUGUAUUGCUUUCAAGGUAUUUUCUAUUUUAUUGAACCUGUAAAAUUUUUCUGUAUACCAUAUGGCUAUUUUAUAUGCAAGGGUGGUGUCUAAAUAAAUAACCAUGGUCAAACUAGGUUACAGUCA